AUUUUUAACGAAGAGAGAGAAAACGAAAAAUAGAAAAUCAAUUUCGAAGAUUCUUCAAUGGCGUUCUCUGCAAUUACUCCGCGGUGCCCUUCUUUUCUUCUCUUGCCCAAAAAUCUACCUUCAUCUUAUAUUCCUCGGAACUCACUCUCUUUUCGCUUCCCAGAUUUGAAACUCAGCUCCCGGAAACGCCUUUCAAUUCGAGCAGUUUCUUCUCCUUCUGUUGCUCCAACAGCUGAGAGCAUCGCACCUGCGAUCCAGCUUACAGAUAAUGCAUUGAAGCACUUGAAUAAGAUGAGAUCCGAACGUAAUGAAGAUUUGUGCUUAAGAAUUGGAGUUAAGCAGGGUGGUUGCUCUGGCAUGUCUUACACAAUGGAGUUUGAGAAUAGAUCAAACGCUAGACCUGACGACUCGAUCAUCGAAUACAAUGGUUUCGUCAUUGUUUGUGACCCGAAGAGCCUUCUCUUUAUAUUUGGGAUGCAAUUGGACUAUAGCGAUGCUCUUAUUGGUGGAGGAUUCUCUUUCAAGAAUCCAAAUGCUACACAAACUUGUGGUUGUGGUAAAUCCUUUGCCGCAGAAAUGUAGGGAUACUCUUAUGUAUAUGAAACAACUUACAGCAAAAAUUAAUACAAUUACACUUGUAAUUAAUUUAUAAUGAUAUUGCUUCUUUUUCCAAAAGAAACUGACAUGCAUAUUUCAAUUUAAA
Messenger RNA from Humulus lupulus (European hop), 703 nucleotides. RefSeq names its product iron-sulfur assembly protein IscA, chloroplastic. Gene Ontology annotation, biological process: iron-sulfur cluster assembly. Gene Ontology annotation, molecular function: iron-sulfur cluster binding; protein-macromolecule adaptor activity. The coding region runs from base 58 to 582 and encodes 174 amino acids. NCBI's taxonomy places the organism in Eukaryota, Viridiplantae, Streptophyta, Magnoliopsida, Rosales, Cannabaceae. The transcript has 3 exons. The record is from RefSeq and is a predicted model, not a curated record. Gene Ontology annotation, cellular component: chloroplast stroma.